AUGAUUCCUGUCACCACCAUCUGCCUCUACCUUCUUAGUCGCCUCGAGCGCAUCGAACUCACCGGUCGCUGGCGCAUCAAGCUCAUUCCAGACAGUAUAUUUUAUCUCUUUGUGGCGCCCGAGGCAGAUGAGGUUGGUACUGUCGUCAUGUGUGUGUGUGUGUGUGUGUGUGUGUGUGUGUGUGUGUGUGUGUGUGUGUGUGUGUGUGUGUGUGUGUGUGUGUGUGUGUGUAUCUUGAUGAGCGAAAUUGAGGAGCAAUUGCUUCCAGAGGCAGAUCGCCGGACGCGCUUUGUGAAGCGACUGGUAGAGCGGAUCGUCGAAAGCAACGGCCUCCCAGCUGAGUUGGUGGAGAACACCUAUGUCAUGGUCGCGGACGAGCCCAAUGCAUUCUGCACCCCUGCCGGUACCAUCGUGGUCCACACUGGCUUGCUGGAUCUUUUGCGUAACCGCGAUGAGAAUUGCCAGGUAAAGGCGCUGGGCCAUUUGCUUGAGGCUUUCCACGUGGGAAGCGCGGUGGAGGUGAAUCUGGGCAAGCUGGCUGAUUAUUUGGGCUUAAAAUUGGCCGCCAAGGCGUGUGUCGACUUGUCACAUGCACGUGCGGUUUGGCUCAAGAUGGCUGCUGUUGAGGUGGCCACCCUUUAUCAAGACGAAAACGACGACGGUGGCGACAUUGUCAUAUCUGAAGAAGAGUUUGAGCGAUCCAUGGAGCUGCUUGAUCUGAGCAGCAAAGUUUCCACGCAUCCUUCUUGGCGAGUACGCCUGGCCAAUUACGAUCCGGAUGGACCCUGGAUGCAGAGAGAAUUGACCGAUUAUGCCGAUGGUAGCGCGCGUGUCAAGAUCGUGUGA
Messenger RNA from Monosiga brevicollis MX1, 846 nucleotides. RefSeq lists its product as uncharacterized. Gene Ontology annotation, cellular component: mitochondrial inner membrane. Gene Ontology annotation, biological process: protein quality control for misfolded or incompletely synthesized proteins; mitochondrial protein processing. Lineage: Eukaryota; Choanoflagellata; Craspedida; Salpingoecidae. Bases 1 to 846 code for a protein of 281 amino acids. The transcript is spliced from 11 exons. The record is from RefSeq and is a predicted model, not a curated record. Gene Ontology annotation, molecular function: metalloendopeptidase activity.